Molecule: messenger RNA, 1026 nt
Organism: Elephantulus edwardii (Cape elephant shrew)
Lineage: Eukaryota; Metazoa; Chordata; Mammalia; Macroscelidea; Macroscelididae
Product: E3 ubiquitin-protein ligase RNF220-like
Exons: 3
Coding region: 1-1026 (341 amino acids)
Biological process (GO): protein ubiquitination
Molecular function (GO): metal ion binding; ubiquitin protein ligase activity
Source: RefSeq, a predicted model, not a curated record
AUGGUGUCGCUGAGCAUGCCUCCCCUGCCCCCUGUCAUCCCCUUCCACACCGGAGGCCCCAAGCCUCUGGCAUCUGCCACCCAUGAUCAUGUGAGGCUCUGUCACACUGGCCGCAGUGCCAGGAGCCCACCACCUGGACCAGUCGUCAUUUCUACCUUCCUGCGAGAGCGAGCCAACCGGCAGACCAGAAUGAAUGCUCAGAUUGGGAAAAUGAAACGGAGGAAGCAAGAUGAAGGGCAGGUAUGUCCCCUGUGCAACCGCCCCCUGGCAGGAUCGGAGCAGGAGAUGAAUAGGCAUGUGGAGCAUUGCCUUUCUAAGAGGGAGGGCUCUUGCCUGACUGAGGAGGAUGCUGUGGACAUCGAGCAUGAGAACAGCACCCGCUUUGAGGAAUAUGAGUGGUGUGGGCAGAAGCGGAUAUGGGCAACCACCCUCCCGGAAGGUGGCUUCCAAGGCUCUGGCUUCGUCAUGUGCAGCGGCAAAGAGAACCCGGAUAGUGAUGCUGACUUGGAUGUAGAUGGAGAUGACACUCUGGAGUAUGGGAAGCCACAGUACACAGAAGCUGAUGUCAUCCCUUGUACAGGCGAGGAACCUGGUGAAGCCAAGGAAAGAGAGGCACUCCGGGGUGCAGUUCUAAAUGGUGACCCUCCCAGCACACGCAUCACACCUGAGUUCUCUAAGUGGGCAAGUGAUGAGAUGCCUUCCACCAGCAAUGGUGAGAGCAGCAAACAUGAAGCGAUGCAGAAGACAUGCAAGAAUAGCGACAUCGAAAAAAUCACUGAAGAUUCAGCUGUGACGACAUUUGAAGCCCUGAAGGCUCGGGUCAGGGAGCUUGAACGGCAGCUAUCUCGUGGGGACCGUUAUAAAUGCCUCAUCUGCAUGGACUCAUAUUCGAUGCCUCUAACGUCCAUCCAGUGUUGGCACGUGCACUGUGAAGAAUGUUGGCUUCGGACCCUGGGUGCUAAGAAGCUCUGCCCUCAGUGCAGCACUAUCACAGCACCUGGAGACCUGCGGAGGAUCUACUUGUGA